AUGCCUAAAAAAGUUUCUGGGCUCAUAAACCAUAUUAAGAGUGCAAGAAAGCUUGGGUGUGUUCUUCUUGGGGUGAGCUGUGGUGGAAAUAUGGCAGACUAUGUUGCACGGAAAGCCGUUGAGUUGGGCAGUAUUUUGGACCCUGUCAAGGUGGUGGCACAAGUUUUGAUGUAUCCAUUUUUCAUUGGAAGUGUUCCAACACACUCUGAGAUAAAACUGGCAAAUUCCUACUUCUAUGACAAGGCUAUGUGCAUACUUGCAUGGAAACUUUUUUUACCUGAGGAGGAGUUCAGCCUGGACCACCCUGCCGCCAACCCACUUGUCCCUGAUAGGGGGCCACCUUUAAAGCUCAUGCCUCCAACACUCACCGUUGUGGCAGAGCAUGAUUGGAUGAGAGACCGGGCAAUUGCUUAUUCAGAGGAGCUCCGGAAGGUAAAUGUUGAUGCACCAGUUUACGAGUAUAAGGAUGCAGUUCAUGAAUUUGCAACUCUUGAUAUGCUCCUUAAGACCCCUCAGGCCCAGGCCUGUGCGGAGGACGUUUCCAUCUGGGUAAAGAAGUAUAUCUCACUUCGAGGUCAUGAGUUCUCUUAUUAA
Ilex paraguariensis (yerba mate) is the source of this 594-nucleotide messenger RNA. The record is from the annotation of a GenBank genome assembly. Lineage: Eukaryota; Viridiplantae; Streptophyta; Magnoliopsida; Aquifoliales; Aquifoliaceae.